Messenger RNA from Silurus meridionalis, 3768 nucleotides. It is a transcript of the gene colec12, whose product is annotated as collectin sub-family member 12. Lineage: Eukaryota; Metazoa; Chordata; Actinopteri; Siluriformes; Siluridae. Bases 464 to 2707 code for a protein of 747 amino acids. The transcript has 10 exons. The record is from RefSeq and is a predicted model, not a curated record.
AGCUUAAGUGAGCCUCUCAGCUUUCAGUUGGUUUCUCUUUAAUAUUCGGCGCCUGGCUGGAUGCUCUCUCAUAAAGUGAAAAACAAGCAGAGCAACACACAGCCUGCACACUUCUCCUCAACUUCCUCCUGCUACUCUUUCUCCAUCCUUCAGCUUCUCUCAGAUCAUAUACUUUUGCAUGGAGAAAGAGACUUUUUGGUAAAAAAAAAACAACAAACAAACAUUAAUUUGUGUUGCUUCCUUGGAGCAGUGUGUGGAGCUUUCUGCAGCACUCGUGUCCACCUUCUAACCAAAAGAGUGCUCUCACGUCUCAGGUGGAGCAGCAAACGUUGGACAUCUUGCGAGACAAAUACGUUUGGAGCCAGGACUUUUUGACAGCUUUCAUUUUUUCUUGAACCGUCUUUCAUUUUUGCCAUGCAGUUGAUGUGAACUCAAGCCAGCAACGUCAAGGCAGAGGUGUCUAAUGCAUUAUUCAACAAUGAAGGACGACUUUACAGACGAAGAGGAAGUGCAAUCCUUUGGCUACAAACGGUUUGGUAUCCAGGAGGGGAAUGAAUGUACUAAAUGUAAAAAUGACUGGGCGCUAAGGGCGGCCAUUGCUCUUCUGUAUGUCCUGUGUGCACUGCUCACAAUAGCUGUGGCUGUAUUAGGAUACAAAGUGGUCCAGAGGAUGGAUUAUGUGACUGAGGGCCUGGAGAACUAUGAAGGCAAAAUUAUUUCUGUAGAGAACGACUUGAAAAAGCUUGAUGAUCAAACAGGUGAGAAGUCAGAGAAUGCUACGAGUGAAAUCUUAUCAUUCAAGGCAGAAAUCCAGACGUUGCAGAACCAAAUUAUUGACAUUGCCCAGAGUGCAUCUAAAAAUAGGGCCGCUUUGGAGGAGCUACGGAUUGUAGGUGAGGACAUGCAAAGUGGCCAUGUAUCACUGAGAGACCUUCUAGAAAGCAAUACCAACAUUAUUCUCACUGUCAACCGUACACUGACCAAAUACAACAACCUGAUUGGUGGACUGAAGUCAGAUACAGAACGGCUCCAGUCAGACCUUCAGGUACAGACAAAGGAUCAGAGUCGCUCCGUCCACAGCCUUAACAUCCUCAACUUCACACAGAGCCAGCAAAGAACUCUCAUCAGCACCCUCCAGAGUUCAGUGGAGGAUACUAGCCAGGCAGUCCAGAAGCUAAAGAAUGACUACCAGAGCCUACAACAGGUGGCCAGGCAGACCAAGGCAGAUGCUGACUGGCUCAGAGAAAAAGUGCAGAACCUCCAGCUGCUCACUGCGAAUAACUCAGCACUGGCCCGUUCUAACAGUGAUGCACUUGAGGACAUAACAUCACAGCUCAGUUCACUGUCCGAGCAGUUUCAGAAUGCCUCAGCUAUUACGGAUAAUCAUGACCAGAAUCUGCGUGAGCUCAUGGAUCAACAGCGUGAUCAUGAUAAUGCCACCACCAACAGGUUUAACACUUUGGAGGUGCGUCUGGAUCACAAUGAGGAGAAUACGGACCGCAUCACAGGGAAUGUGAGUUUUGCUACACAGCUGCUUGGAUCUAUCAGUACUGACCUGAAUGGUCUCCGCACCUGUGCUGAGACAGUAACAAGGCACUCGGACCUGCUGCUGGCCCUCAACAGCAGCAUCAUGGAAGCCAGGACAGAUGGCACUGAACUCAAAACUCAGCAAGAAGAGCUUGCUGCAAGGCUUGACAAAGAAGUAACCAGCCUCUCCAUAGUAAUGGAAGAAAUGAAACUGGUGGACAGCAAGCACUCCCAAAUCAUAACCAACUUCACUAUCCUUCAAGGCCCUCCUGGUCCCAGAGGCCCUCGGGGUGAUAGAGGGCCCCAGGGUCCUGCAGGAAAACAAGGUGAGAAAGGUGACAGUGGAGAAAAGGGUGCUCCAGGUGUGCCAGGACCCAAGGGAGACAAAGGGCCCCCUGGAAUUCCAGGGAUCCCUGGCUUCAAAGGUCCUCCUGGGUCAAGGGGAAACCCUGGGUCAAAAGGCUCCAGAGGAUCAGGGGGGCGUGCUGGGCCUCCAGGGGAGAGGGGUGACCCUGGUUUACCUGGUCUUGCUGGCAGAGAUGGUCAACCGGGUCCUCAAGGGCCUCAGGGACCCCCAGGGCUACAAGGGCCAGUGGGACCUGCAGGACCACAAGGACCUUCUGGCCCUGCUGGUCCUAUCGGCCUACAGGGACCACCGGGCCCAAUUGGACCUCCUCUUCAAAUGGCUAAACCUUUGCGACCGAUAGAACCACAAGGCUCACUUUCUCGUCAAGUUCAAGACGAUCCUGCCACCAGCACACCAGGAUGCCCACCCCAGUGGAAGGCCUACAAAGACAAAUGCUACUACUUUUCAGAUCCAUCAGAGGAAUCUAAUUUUGAAGAAGCAAAAGAAAUGUGUAAAAAUAAGACUUCUACUAUGCUCACCAUUCAUAAUGAGGAUGAACAGAAUUGGAUUCGGAGGCAAAUUGCAGGAAAAAGCUACUUUUGGCUCGGUCUUACAGACCUGGAAGAGGAAAACAUCUGGAAAUGGACUGAUGGGACCCUCAUCUCCUUUAUAAAUUGGAAACCAGGCCAACCAGAUAACUGGAGCCAUGGACAUGAAGAAGGAGAAGAUUGCGCAGGACUCAUCCACGAAGCCAAGUGGAAUGAUUUUUUCUGCACAGACCGCAUUGGAUACAUUUGUCAACGUGCGAAUGAACUGCAAGUUCCAGUGUUAUAGCAUCAGUUGCUAAAAAAAGAGAAGAAUUGACAUGACAGUCAAGGAGAAUACUCAGGUGGUCACCGUUCCUAAGCAAGGAGCAGCAUGGUUUUGCCAAAAGACAUUUUUAUAUGAUACUAGAUGAACAAGAAAGAAGGCAACAAAUGAUAAGUCAAAUGCCAUUGGCCACAAACUGUGUUAGACUUAAAAGCUUGCCAGUCAUGUUCUUGUAAACAUGGAAAUGCUGUAAUGUAUUAUAAGCACACAACUGUAAAUAACUUUUUUUUAUGAAUUAUGUAAGAAACAAAAUACAUGCCAGUUAUCCAGUGCAAUAUAGCAAGCUUUAUCUACUUUAAUUGCAUUGAGCUAAAAUCACUUAAUAUCUUAAGCUACACAGAUUUAAAAAAAAAUGUUUAUUCAUUUGUGAAUAUUCUGUUGUUCACGUGAAGGCCACUAGAUUAUAUUUUUGUGUCAUUUACUUUUCUUGUUUAGAUUAUCAGUGGUAUGAUUUAUGAUUAAUGAAUCUCACAAAUAUAUGCAGUAGCUAGUUAUAAAUCAAACGGUACAUUUGAACUUGCAGUAUGCAUGUAAUCAUCCUAGAAGACCUUUCUUUUCUUUUCUUUUUUUAAUCUGAAAUAAACCACAGUUGGUAUUUUCCCAAUAAUUGUCGAGUUAAUGAAUGGAGUGUUUGGCUGAAAAUGGAAAAAGUCUGUAAAGUAAUGACUUAAUGAAUUUUUACAAAUCAACUAGCCCUAUAAAAAUCUAUAGCCACAUAUUAUGUGAGUGUAUAGACAUUUUGGAAUAACAAUUAUAUUCUUACUCAGCAGACUGAAUUUAAUUGAGACAUUAUUUGAUAUUGUAGGAUGCACUCCGUGUAAUGAUUCAUGGAAUCAAUAUGAUUAAUUGUCAUUCUGUCAUAAUGUUUCUUUUGUGCAAUGGAUGUACAUUAUGAUGCAACUUUCAAGCCUGCUGCUCUAUUAACAGUUUAUUGUCUGCAAUGAUUGUAAUCAAAAAUGUCAAAGGAAGUGUUGAAGCUCUGAAAUGUUUUCCAUAUGUAAUGCAAUAAAUCAGAUAUACACAAA